AUGGACAACUUUCGAGAGGACCCAUACGCUGUUCUUGGCAUCCGCCGACAUGCAAGGCCGGGAGAUAUCAGAGAACACGACCGAGACUGGCUUCCGGAGAUCAGACAACGCUACCGAGACUUGCUCCAGGAGAUCCCUCCUGAUGAAGCUUCCGACCCAGCUAUUGAAAAAGACAUUGAGGAGCGCAACAAAAGGGUUCACAAGCACCUCAGUGAAAGCACAGGAGAUGAACUGCCUCAAGAUGAACCGCGGGAAAGACAACAAGACCCGAUGCGACCGCUGAUAUUCAUCGGGCAUUGCUUCGGGGGACUGGUCAUACAACGGGCACUGAUCACAGCAAGACUUUGUCCCGAAUCGGAAACUGAGGAGGCUAUUCUGAAUUCUACAGUUGGGGCCGUCUUCCUGGGCACGCCGCACAGGGGAACCGGGGCUUUUGGCUCCCAGAGCGCCUUGCUUGCAGCUAUUGCGGCACAGUCUGACCUUUAUGUAUCCAUGGAAUCCGAUGUACUGGACGCCAUGGAAGCUGAAAGAGGCGAAUUACUGGAUGUAUCCGAGGACUUUCUCAAACUGUCUGUCAGGGCGGAUUUGCGUAUAACUUGUUUCUUCGAACAAAUGGAGUCCAACCUUGGCAAGAUGAUUGAACGAGAUGAUAUAAAGCAAUUCGUUGUGGACGAAACAUAUGCAAGAUUAGGAGCCAACCGGGCAAUCGGCCUUCCAACUGACCACUUCAAGCUCAACAAAUUUGCCGCCCCCGAAGAUGGAAACUAUCUCGAUGUGGCGGGCGAGGUUUCUCGGCUUUACACGGAAGCCCUGGAGCUGGCAAUCGAGAGACGCUCUCGAAGAACCGACUCGGUAGGGGCUCUAGAGCAAUAUCAGCGGCUCGUAGCGAAACAGGAGCUGAAGCUCGAGGAGGCAGCAAAAGAGGCAGCUCUCAAGGAAGAGGACUUCGAAAGGAGAUUCCAGGAGAUAUUGGAACAGAACGUGCUGCUGCCGAAGGAUGAUGUGAUGACUGGAAGGCAGCAAGCUGAGCGCUUGAAGAGAAACAUGAGGAGAUACGGUCUGGACAAGCGUACUGUCCACAGAGUUUUGCAGGACAAUCCAAUUCCAAGCAUGGAGGAUUUCUCACACGAUUGCAUGCAGGAGAGGGACGAGUGGUACCAAAACUCGCUGAAAGAAGCACUCUCUGAAGCCGGGUUAGACGAAGGCAAAGUUGAUGCAAUAAUCCACGAUACUGGCGAAACGAUGGUCAUUGAGGGUAUGCGAACGAGCGUCACGAGAAUGUCAGAGAGGUGGCUAGAUGAGCGCACGCUUCAGGAAUACGACAUCCCUUUCAUGCGCGAUCCGGAACAAUCAUCAAUCCUCGUUAUCAAGCAAUGGGCUCCUCUUCACGAGAAGGAGAUUCUCUGGGACCAUACCCAGGACCUAAGGGCUAGAUGGGAGCCGGAAGACACAACAUCUUGGUACGUGCCUGGUUCGCCAGAGGAGCUUUGGAGAAAUCGAAGCGCAGAGUCGAUUUUGUCGCCCCCUAGUAGCCAGGUUAUAGCUCAGAGAAGGAACAGCUCUAGGACCCUACAUGAGCAAAUUCGCAGUCGUCAGAGCAGCAUCGAUUCCGUUGCUCGGAUACCUGUGCUGGACCAAGAUGAGGAUGACAUGGAUGUUAAUGCACUAGAAGAGGAGGAAACAAACACUAUGAGACAGGAAGGUGGAGGAAAGGCAUUGAUUGCGAGGAAGGAUAGGAAGACGAGGGAAAAAAAGGACAUCAAAUAA
Messenger RNA from Diaporthe citri, 1767 nucleotides. RefSeq lists its product as uncharacterized. The record is from RefSeq and is a predicted model, not a curated record. The transcript has 5 exons. The coding region runs from base 1 to 1767 and encodes 588 amino acids. NCBI's taxonomy places the organism in Eukaryota, Fungi, Ascomycota, Sordariomycetes, Diaporthales, Diaporthaceae.